CUCAAAGAAGUCAGACAUUUGCAGUUGGGAUGGAAAGUGACACAUGCUCACCGUUUUGGUCAUAUCUCAUAAACUACAAAUCCAAUCAAUGUAAUUCAAAAGCCAGUAGUUAUCCAAGAAAGAGAUAUACAACUUUGUUGAAGACUACUUUUCCAUUUGACGUGAGGCGGUCGAUAAGGCGGCCGCCUUUCUGGGCGCCUACGAGUUUUUGACAGUUUCAGCACACAGGGCUUUGCAUGGCGACAAAAUAAUGAAAGGCUGCCGACAAGGGCCGGAAGACGGACGCCCUACGUGGCCGCCUGCGGCGCGAUGUGACUUUUGAGCUGCCGGUCUCUGAGACAAGACGGGAGGCGGCCAAGUAGGCGGCCGCCCUCCACGGGCGCCUGCGGCGGAUUUGACGCGUGCACGCAGCUUUGUCGGUGAUUUGAUGGAAGGCUGCCGACCAUGGCCGGAGGGCGGCCUCCCUUCUGGCCGACUUCCACAAAACUCCACCUAUAAAAGCUCUCUUCCAUCCCCAACUCAAAACACACCGUCUCACACCUAACUCAGAUAAAAAAGGGUGUCUUCUUCCUCCUCAAAGCUCGGAUUUCCACCAUUGUUGGACCUUCAACUUCAAUCUUUCAUUUUUUUCUCAUUUUAGCUCCAAUUUGGUUUCAAACUAAGUCGGAGCAAGACAGAGUACAUGGAGUGCAAGUUUGGUGGAGGUAGAAGUAGUGGUAAUAGCGGAAUUACUUUGGAUGGUAAGGAGAUACCAGUCAGCGAUAUGUUCCGUUACUUGGGCUCCAUAAUUCAGAAGGACGGUGAGUUAGAUGGAGAUGUAUCCCAUAGAAUCAGAACAGGGUGGAUGAAGUGGAAGAGUGCGUCAGGAUUUCUAUGCGACCGAGGUAUGCCGAAUAGACUGAAGGGUAAAUUUUAUAGGACGGCAAUUAGGCCUGCAUUACUAUAUGGCGUAGAGUGUUGGGCGGUGAAACAAUGUCACAUUCAAAAGAUGAGUGUGGCAGAGAUGCGCAUGCUGCGUUGGAUGUGUGGGCAUACUAGGAAGGACCGCGUGAGGAAUGAGACAAUCAGACAAAGGGUGGGAGUAGCACCUAUUGAAGACAAGAUGCGGGAGUCGCGCCUACGGUGGUUUGGUCAUGUGCGUAGAAGACCGAGCGAUGCACCUGUUAGGCGAGUUGAGAUGUGUGGAGAAGAGGCAGGGAAGAGAGGGAGAGGAAGACCCAAACAGACGUGGGUUAGGGGAGUUCGAAGUGAUAUGCUUCUUCUAGGGUUGGAUGAGGGCAUGACUUUGGAGAGAACCAAGUGGAGGGCGGGUAUUCACGUGAAGGAGUGAUCUUGAUAAUCUUUUUCCCUCAUCUUUUUUUUC
Cuscuta europaea is the source of this 1363-nucleotide messenger RNA. The record is from the annotation of a GenBank genome assembly. NCBI's taxonomy places the organism in Eukaryota, Viridiplantae, Streptophyta, Magnoliopsida, Solanales, Convolvulaceae.